AUGAGAGCACUGGCAGCAAAAGACCCACACUUCAUAUGCAGAUUCACUACAGAUUUGGAAGACAGGUUAGUGGACAUUUUUUGGCGAGAUGAGCAUUCAUUUGUUGAUUAUCAGUGUUAUGGGGAUGUGCUGAUAUUCGAUAGCACAUACAAAACCAAUGUUUACAACAGGCCAUUGGUUUUGUUUGUUGGGUCGAACAACCAUCGAGGUAGAAUUAUUUUCGGUGCUUCCCUUAUUUCGGAUGAGACUGAGGAGACAUACACUUGGUUGCUUCGUACAUUUUUGGAGUCGAUGAACGGGAAGAUGCCAAAGGCGGUACUCACAGACAGUGACGAGGCCAUGCGUAAGGCAAUUGACACUGUGAUGCCUAAAGCAAGGCACCGUAUAUGUAUUUGGCACAUAGGUAAAAAUGCCUUUACCCACUUAAAGUCUGAGGAAGAGUUGAAGGCUUUUAACAGAUGCGUGAGGAAGUAUCAAACAGUUGAGCAAUUUGAAAGGUUGUGGCAGGAAAUGAUUGAGGAACUUGAUCUCCAUGACGAUAUUUGGAUUGGGAAUAUGUAUGAAAAGAGAGACAAGUUUUGUCAAGCAUUCUUCGGUGACAUAUUUAUGGCCGGAAUGAGAAGCACACAAGGGUGUGAGGGCAUGAAUAAAGAAUUCAAGAGGGUGCUUGGUAAAGGGAAAUCCCUUGUGGAGCUUGUUACGUUGGUGUCUAGAUUACUUAUGAAACUAAGACACAAUCAGGAAAAGGAUGAAUUCAUCAAUAUGAAUUUUCCUGGUGUCGUAACUCACUUGGUAGAUUUGGAGAUACAAGCCUCUUCUAUAUUUACACACGAUGUGUUUAAGUGGAUUGUAAGAGAGAUCAAGAAAGAGAGAUUUAUUACACUAAAGCAAGGAGCAAAAUGUCAUGAAGAUGGUAGUCAUGUUUACAAGGUAUCAGUUUACAAACGGCCUGAAUUUGACAACACUGUUGUUUACCACCCUGAGAAAGAGACUGACAGUGCAGAAGACCCGAUUAUGGUGUGUUCUUGCAGAAUGUUUCAGUACAGGGGAGUACCAUGUCGUCACAUGUUCACGGUGAUGAUAAACGAACACAUUUUUGAGCUUCACAAGUCACUGAUCAUCAAGAGAUGGUCAAAGGACGCAAGAACUAUGUGUGAGAUCCCUUAUCCGGAUCAAUCUAUGCCCAGAGAAGCAUUGGAAGUGAGCAGGUAUGGUGCUCUAACUGCCGAAUGCAAUCGAUUGUGUUUUUAUGCUUCAAAGACAGAUGCAGGGUACAACUUGUUGCAGAAGGAGAUCAGUAAACUCUCAUCAAUUGUGGAAGGUUUUGCCAAAGAAAAAGAAAAAGUUCAAGCUCCGGCCACACCCAGCAACAUCAAAGGUAAUGUUGUGAGAGACCCUAUCCCGGUUAGGACCAAAGGCAGAGAAAAAAUGACAAGAAGACUGAGGCUCCCAGACGACCGAUUACUUGUGGUUAUUGCCAAGGUAUUGGACACAACAGUCAAACAUGUAAUGUUAGGAAGGAGAAAGAAAAAGCUAAGAAGAGCAAUGAAAAUGACGAACGAAACACUGACCCUCGUCCUUCAGUUGCAACACCUGUAA
This is a messenger RNA of Fragaria vesca subsp. vesca, 1599 nucleotides long. Its product is annotated as protein FAR1-RELATED SEQUENCE 5-like. Gene Ontology annotation, biological process: regulation of DNA-templated transcription. Gene Ontology annotation, molecular function: zinc ion binding. The record is from RefSeq and is a predicted model, not a curated record. The transcript has a single exon. Bases 1 to 1599 code for a protein of 532 amino acids. NCBI's taxonomy places the organism in Eukaryota, Viridiplantae, Streptophyta, Magnoliopsida, Rosales, Rosaceae.